CUCCAUCAGCCAGUCAUUCUCCCUGCACACAGCUGAGGCUCAACAUCCAAACGGAUUGCCUCCUCCUCCUCUUCCUCCUCCUCCUCCUCAUCGCUCUAUUUCUCCCUCUCUCUCAAACACCUUUCAGUUGCUGCUAAGCCCAGCCAACACUAACAACUGCUCUGAGGAAGAGGACUAUACACACAAAAAACAUAAAAGGAAAAGAGCAGAAGAAUCAGUCAGAAGAUCAGGAUGUGGAUGAGUGUGUCCAGUGUGCUGGCGGUUUCCUCCUGCCAUCACACACAGGUUGCACUGAGGCUCAGGUCCCCCCUGCUUUUCCUCCUCUUCCUGCUCCUGGGGAGCAGUAUCAAGGCUGUCCCCUCUCCUUUCCAGCUGGCCCCGGACACCCCAGCCCCGGCUGAACCUACCCCAACUCAGGCCACACCUCGUCCGGAUCCCUGCGAAGGCCGACCCUGCCUCAACGGGGGACUUUGCUUAGUCCUCCCCUCCACCGGGAGGCCAGAUGACACCUGGGAGUAUACAUGCACAUGUAGCCAAGGCUUCACUGGACGCAACUGUGAGUUUUUCACAGAUCCCUGUGCCAGCAGCCCCUGUCUCCAUGGAAACUGCAGCCGGAGUGACAGUAGGGAGGAGGAGGAACCAACCUACACUUGUGAGUGCACUGAAGGCUACGAAGGAGAGAAGUGUGAUCAGAUCCUGCUGGACCUUCCACCUGCAGACUGGGACCCUGCUACCCCCUCUGCUCCUGAACUAGCCACCCCCGUUGCCUCCACAACUUUAGCCGCCACUCAGCCGCAACAGCCAACCACAGUCCCCUCCACCACAACACCAGCACCUCCCACCCUGCAACCAUGGCAACCCAAACCUGGACAGAGGCUGCUGGUAGUGCCAUGGGAGGCAGACAGAGUGACUGAGGGUCUGCACUGUGUGAGCCCUGAGCUGUGUGAGCUGACAUCAGGAACUCUGACUCUGUCUUUGGAGGUGCCUGAAGAGACUGCUGUAAAAGUGGUGGUGAAUGCCAGUGGAGCUCCGGUACUGUGGCGUGUGAGUGAAGACGGUUUCCUCCGCUCCUCCAUUCUGAAUGGCACUACCCUGGACUUUCUGCAGGCCUCUGAUGGACUGGUGGUGCCAGACAACAUGCUGCCCCUGGGACAAAACUACUUCCUCAGUGUAAUGCGUGUGGGGGCUCUCACGGCCCCAGAGGUCACUCUGCGUCUCAACCUGACGGUGAAAGCCAGCAGCUGUGUGGAGCCUGGCAGCAGCUUCAGUGACCCUCAGUGCUCUGGGAAAGGCAAAUGCAUCACACAACCCUCCGAGAGCACUUUCUUCUGCGAGUGUGAGGACGGUUACACUGGAAUUUUUUGUGAGGAGUUUGACGCCUGCCACAACCGACCUUGUCGUAACAACGGCACCUGCACUGACGUCAGACAAGGCGGUGAAGGACACAACUUCACAUGCACCUGCCAAACAGGUUAUGAAGGGGAACGCUGCCAGUUGCUGGUUGACCAUUGCCUUUCCCAGCCUUGCAAGAAUGGAGCCACCUGUUUCAGCAGCCUGGCCGGACCCAGGUGCUACUGUCCCGAAGGUUACCAAGGUGCUAAAUGUGAACAGAAGGUGGACCCGUGUGCCUCCAGCCCCUGUCAUAAUAAUGGCACAUGCUUCGCCCAGGGCCCCGGUCCCCUGGGGUUUGGCUGUAGUUGCACAUCAGGCUUUACAGGUCCCACAUGUGCCCAGCUGGUGGACUUCUGUGCUCUGAACCCUUGUGCCCAUGGGGUCUGCCGCAGCGUGGGCAAUAGCUACAGGUGUCUCUGUGUCCCAGGCUACCAUGGUUUGUACUGUGAGGAAGAGUACAAUGAAUGUCUAUCUGCACCCUGCCAGAACUACGCCACCUGCAGGGAUCUAAUCAAUGCCUAUGAGUGUGUCUGCACACCACAGUUUGAAGGCAGACACUGUGAAAUCUACAAGGAUCCAUGUCUGAAGAUGCGCUGCCAAAAUGGAGGACGCUGUGAGAGCUCUGGACUUAAUGCUUCCUGUGCCUGCCCACCUGGAUACAAGGGGGAGAAGUGCGAGAUUGACAUCAAUGAGUGUGAAAGCAGCCCUUGUCACCAUGGAGGCACCUGCAUCAACCAGUCAAAUGGUUUCACCUGCCACUGUCCACCUGGCUGGGUGGGCCCCAGCUGUGAGAUCCAUUUACAGUGGAAACCAGCGCACACCGAGGACAGCAUGACCAACAUGCCCCGUCACUCCCUUUACAUCAUCAUUGGAGCUCUGUGUGUGGCGUUUGUCCUCAUGCUCAUCAUCCUCAUUGUGGGGAUCUGCCGCAUCAGCCGCAUCGAGUAUCAGGGCUCGUCACGCCAUGCCUACCAGGAGUUCUACAACUGCCGCAGCAUUGACAGCGAGUUCAGCAAUGCUAUAGCUUCCAUCCGCCAUGCCAGAUUUGGGAAGAAGUCCCGGCCUGCUAUGUAUGACGCUACUCCUAUCGCCUAUGAGGACUACAGUCCUGAUGACAAGCCUUUGGUUACCCUCAUUAAGACAAAAGAUUUGUAAAACACAGCCAUCUCAAACCAUUACAACCACACAACUGUACAUGUGUAUACACAGACACGCAUACAUCAAGUCAGUGCAGAAAGUAUUUCCUAUAAGAAAAAAAUAAACAAUAUUAGCAAAAUAAAACUGAAUGUUAAGUUAAAAAAACAUACGAUGUAGUUUAAAAGGAACCAAUGUGGAAUUUGAUACAUCUAUUUUCCUGUCGAAGUCAAUGAUAAGGCUUUAUUGUAGCAUAAGAGCAUACUUUGCAUUAUUUAGGUUAUAGAAGAGGGGCAACACUAACAGUAACUUCUGCUAUACAAUAGACUAGUCUGACUUUAGUCUUUUCCACACUAUUUAUCUGUCUGCAGGUGAGGUCAGAAGCCUAAAGCAAACUCAGCAGAUAGCACUGACAACAGUCUGUAAAGGUGUUGUAGAAAUAGAGGCAUCACACGGUGCAUUCACUGUAUCUUUUUCUAUUUUAAAAAAUCAACAUCUGCAGUAGGUUGCCUUACUUUGUGCAUGUUUCGAUUUGAUGUUCUCUCUGCAAUAUUUUAAAAUCCUUUGUACUUAGUUGUUGGCUGUUUUUUUUUUUCUUUUCAUUACAGUUGUAUUCUUCUCUGUUGUCAAGAUUGUGCCAAAUGUUUUCUUUGGGUAUUUUGUGGUUAGUAGAUAAAAUACAUACAUGUAUAAAAUACUAGUCACAAAGUUUUUCCUUUUUAGACUACACGCAGUAUUGUCCUGUUCUAUACAUGCAAGUCUCUCAGUGGUGUAUGAAUAGUAAAGAAAGUGGGUGUGCUGGAGUUAUGUACCCCUACCAACCUACUGUAUGUAUUUCAGUGAUAUUUAGGAUAAUAAGUAGGUGUGUUUCUCAUUGCACAGAAAAAUAGUUGAUCUAACUCAGUGUACCAGUGUACAAACUCACCUCUAGUACCAAAAGUGUUGAAUAGUUUUCUGGAUGCAAGUUUCUUGGAGAGAGUGGUUGGCUUUAGGGUGAAGAAGAAGGAGGAGGAUGAGGAAGAUGACUCUGAAAUAUACUCUACAUGCUUCUGUGUCCUGCCAGUGGAAAACUUUCUGUCUGUGCAGCUGUGUCGUUCCCCACAAGGUCAAGCGAUGUUUUACCAAUAGGCUCAGCUAAUCCUACUAUUUCUUUUUCUCAUUUUAAACACAGCAACAUGAUUACCUAUUAUCUAUGUUGAAUUAUGUAAACAAUAAAGAUUCAAGUGAACAUAA
Molecule: messenger RNA, 3759 nt
Organism: Melanotaenia boesemani (Boeseman's rainbowfish)
Lineage: Eukaryota; Metazoa; Chordata; Actinopteri; Atheriniformes; Melanotaeniidae
Gene: dner
Product: delta/notch-like EGF repeat containing
Exons: 13
Coding region: 232-2547 (771 amino acids)
Biological process (GO): establishment or maintenance of epithelial cell apical/basal polarity; heterophilic cell-cell adhesion
Cellular component (GO): protein-containing complex; plasma membrane
Molecular function (GO): calcium ion binding
Source: RefSeq, a predicted model, not a curated record